AUGUUCAAGUCCAAGGCAACCCCUCUUCCCCCCGAGACAGACUACACCAAGAACCUCCGCGAGACAUCUUUCUAUCGUUAUGGGAACCUACGUUCACUCGGUAUCACAGGUGAGAUCGCCUCCAUGGCGGUGGAUCCCCUUCUCUCCCUCUUCGCAAUCGGUACAACCUCUGGCUUGGUUCACUGUUUUGGCGAGGCCCCUUUUCAAUUCACUUUACCCGUCGCUCCCGCCACUCCAUCUUCUCCGCCAGCGUCCAUCAAGUUUCUCUUGUUCCAUCCUGGAAACUCAAGACUCAUCGCCAUCGACGCUGGCAACACAGUGCAUUCGUACAGCCUGGCCCAUAUGACGGAUUCCCCAACUCCACUAAACCACCCACCUCUUCCCACCAAAGAAGGGGCGUACACGUUAUUCGGGGUGAUCACCGCCGUAGAUCAACCUAUGGCUAGCUUCACACACUUGUUUCUGACUAUGCAAGAUGGAGCGACUUUAUGCUGGGAUUCGAGCAGGAGGGCCAUGGGCAGUUGGAGGACGGGCAACUGUUGGGGUGAAUUCGAGGAGAAGAUGGUUCGUAGCGGUCUUCCCGGGAGGCACAAGACACUUGGAGGACCUCAGGCGACAUGUUUAGCUAUCAAUCCCCGCGACAUCAACGUGACGCUCAUUGGGUAUGAAGGCGGUGUGGUAGCCUGGGAUUUUCAAAAGAAUGCUGUGGUGAAGACAUUUGAGAUGCUGCUACCUCCAGGAGCACCUGGCGGGAGUACAUAUGAGGAGGCUGAUAAUUCGCUUUGGACUGAACGUACACCUGCUGUCUCCUUUAUCACCUGGAGACCGGACGGUCUCGUAUUUGUGGUCGGUCACGCGGACGGCUGUAUGACCUUCUGGGCGUAUGCUGAAAGUGACAAACCUCUCAUGGUUCGAACGGUCACGCACGAGGAUGUUAACGUCACCGACGCCGAAUCACUUUUCUCAGCUGGAGCACUGAAUAAUCAGACCCGCAAGGAAAAAGCCGAGGAGAUGGCCCGACGAGAAAGGGAGCCGAUUUUCAAACUUGCUUGGGUCAGCUUUCCUGAUCAAGCCGGACUCAAGGCUAUCGUCACUGCACAAACCACAGAUCCGACCCUGGAGCCACCUUCCAAUGCUACUGCAGAGUAUGUGGAGCGAGGCGAGACAUUACUCCUCAUACUUGGGGGACAAUGUGAGGGGGAACGUCCAGGAAUCAACAUACUUCAGUUUCCUGCUUACCAACCUCCCCCACUCAAGAAAGCUCAAGCUGGCGUCGUUCCAUCUGAAAGUCUUCCACUGGCCGACCGCUAUGCUUUCAGAGACUCACUCAUGCCUACUGGUAGUUCAUAUUAUCCCACCAAAACUCCUCCCGAGGAUUUCAUCCUCCUGCCUCGCUCAAACCCGUACUUCAAUCUUUCUCACGAUCCUAUCGCCCUGAUCAUCUCCCUCACUCCUGAUCCGAGCUUGUCAUCCGCCGCUUGUCCCGCACGUGGAUUAGAAGCAUGGGCUUUUCCACCUCCGAGAUCCAACGUCAUACCUCCUUCCCCAGGACGCAAAAAUUUCGUACAGCCUGGAGAAGGCGAGAAAGUGGUGGCGGUGACACCAGCUCCAAUACUCUCUCCACCUAUGGGUACCCCUAAAAGCCCCAUGUCCGGCUGGAAGCUACCUUGGACGUCGACUCCCAGUCCGAAAGCUUCAUUUCCCGCUCCUUCUCUUCGUGUGACCACACCGGAUUCGAUGACCUCAAUAGCGUCUGGUUCUGGGCGUAAGCGUGUCAUUCGACGUAGACAGUAUCGUAUGCCUGCCUCACUAUGGACCGGCUCCAUGUCGGUUCUAGGUUGCGAACUACACUCCCUUCCUACACCAACUUUCAAGAAGCUCAUCAGCUUCUCCAUCGAAAACUCUGGAAAUGAACGUAAACCCCGACUUCCCAUACGUGGGGGAAUGGCCGUACCGGAUCUUCAGUCUCACGGAGCUCCAGAGGUAAAAGUUACAAAAAUGGAAAGUUACAGAUUAUUCGUCACUUGGCAUCCAGAUGCCUGCGUGAGAUUCUGGGAUGCAUCCCCGCACAUACUCGUUCUUCCCACGCCACUCCGGUUUGAAUACCCCGGUCCACUUCCACAUCUGACAAUCUCUAUUGGUGAUUAUCUCAAACACCCAGAUUUGGCACAUCAACCUUUGGCAAAAUUGUGGCAAAUGGAUCGGUCAAAAGUACGCAUCAAGUCGGUUCAUCUGACUCGAGAGUCGUUGGAAUGUAUCAUAACCAUGGUCACCGGAGAAGUCAUAGUGACGAAGUUUGGUCAGGCAAAGGUUGGUUUCAUGCCUGAAGACGAGGUAGAAGAGUUGGACGAUGAGACCGCUCCUAGGGAAUCUUACUUUCCUCCACAAACUCCUAAGACGCCAAAAACUCCCAAUACGUCUGGAACAGUAGAGUGGGCCGAGGAAAUGACGGAGAUCGGACAUCUUGCAAAGUGGGCAGAGGAUGGCUUCAAACCCGUGGCGUUGUUCUCUCUGAGGCGAGGAGAACCAAUCGCCUGUGCAGUGUCGGACAUAGGAUUCAUAGCCGUGGCAUUCUCCCAAAAGUCUCUGGCUGUGUUCGACAUGCGGGGACCUGACGUGAUCCUCCGUGAAGGAUUUGACCAAGAUGGUGAGGCGUUAAAACGGCGGAAAAAGAAAGGCAACGUACAGAACGUUCCUGCUGAGCAAAGUCUUGUGGGAUCAUUACAAUGGGUUGUGUCGGGCAUGGGUCCCGAUCCUACUCCUAGACCUCGAUUAAUCGUUUCUUAUUCCAAAGGAAUGACCAAAAUAUACACUCUCGUCAACGUGUUAGGCGAAUGGAUGAUAGAGGCCAAACCUCCAACGUUCACGAACGAAUCUCUCGCUGGUCCAUUAGCUUCAUUCAUUGUGGACCCGGCAACAGGUAACGAGAUGACUGCUUCUGCUCAGAGUUUGUCACAAUCUCUACAAACGGGAGCUAUGGAUAAAGAUAAGAACGCCCCUCCUCAUUGUUUGUGGAUUGCAGCUAGUAAGAAGAGCAUUCGUUGUGCUGUUAAUUAUUCCGGGGAAAGGGUGGCAAAGGUGGAAUUGGAGGAAGAAGAGUUGUCCAGCGUGUUUUAUAUCACUCGACAUGGUCAAAAAGUUCUAGUGGCUCUCACUACGCACGGUACAGCCAUAUUCUAUUCUGUUCCAUUUUUGGAGUAUAUCACCACUAUGGACCUUUCUUUUGGUAUUGACAGUCGGACCUUGGGCAAAAUCUCAAUGGAUGACCGUUCUGGUGAUUUCGUAGAAUAUCACUCUCCAAACGAAAUUAACCUCCGAACUUUGUUCUUAUUCCGUAAACCUCUUCCUCCUCGAUUAGACGCAUGUACUCUCCGUCGACCCAUCCCUGCUCAGCCUCAGCCAGUAGGUGCUACUUGGGGAGCUUGGAUUUGGGGUGGGGCACCUUUGACCGGAGCUGCAUUGGAUGCGAUAGUCGCAGGUCCUACCAGACCCCCAUUACCUAAACCACUACCUGCACCUAAAAGAUCUUUGAUAUCAUGGGGUGAUCCACCUGAUGAAACUGUCAAAGUAGUAACGCCAGCCACUACAACAGUUCCGCCUAAACGUACAGCAGUGAAGAAACAGACUGCUCCGAAUAGAGAUUCUAGAGAGAGGGAAGAUGCAUACACGGAAUUAGUUCAUGCGACACAAGAACGUGGUAAUUACCUUGAUGAUCUUGGAGAACACAUGAAUCAAGUUUCCAUCAGCGCUUCUAAUUAUCUAAGUUCAGCACGUAAUGCAGCUAUGAAACAAGCAGCCAAAACUGCCGUCACGGGAGUAUUCGGUAAACUCAUGUAG
This is a messenger RNA of Tremella mesenterica DSM 1558, 3837 nucleotides long. RefSeq lists its product as uncharacterized. Gene Ontology annotation, biological process: regulation of exocytosis; regulation of protein secretion; establishment of cell polarity. Lineage: Eukaryota; Fungi; Basidiomycota; Tremellomycetes; Tremellales; Tremellaceae. Bases 1 to 3837 code for a protein of 1278 amino acids. The record is from RefSeq and is a predicted model, not a curated record. Gene Ontology annotation, molecular function: myosin II binding; GTPase activator activity; syntaxin binding. Gene Ontology annotation, cellular component: cytoplasm; plasma membrane. The transcript has 11 exons.